Molecule: messenger RNA, 2259 nt
Organism: Malassezia restricta
Lineage: Eukaryota; Fungi; Basidiomycota; Malasseziomycetes; Malasseziales; Malasseziaceae
Product: U3 small nucleolar RNA-associated protein 5
Exons: 1
Coding region: 1-2259 (752 amino acids)
Biological process (GO): maturation of SSU-rRNA from tricistronic rRNA transcript (SSU-rRNA, 5.8S rRNA, LSU-rRNA)
Cellular component (GO): nucleolus
Molecular function (GO): protein binding
Source: RefSeq, a predicted model, not a curated record
AUGGCGAAAAACAAGGGCGCCAAGCCUCCCAAGUCGCGGCCCGCGUCGACAUCGGCACUGUCUCAGCCAUUAAAGUCAGAGCAUGGUGCUCAAAUCACGGCCUUCUCGCAUGACACGGCUCUUUUUGCGCAGGUCACGCAGGCUGUCGACCGAGCUCGUCUUCGUGUCUAUGCUGCAGACAAAGCAGGUGUCUUGGCCGAUUUUCUUCUUCCCGAGACCACUGCCUGUCAUGCACUGGCAUGGGUCUUGCUCGAUCCGCAUACUGAAACAGAGGGACUUUCUUCGAAAAAGCGAAAGGCACUCGCCAAAGCUGAAUCGCAGAGCGAGUCAUCCGCUUCGACACCAUCCGAGCAUGUGGCUCUCGGCCUGUCGGAUGGCUCGAUACUUAUCUACUCACCGUACACUGCACGUGUGGUGUACGUCCUUGUUGCCUCGAUGCAAGACAGCUCGGCGUCGGCCUUGACGUCGUUGGCGUUCCGCGAUGACUAUCUGUGGGGUAUGACGGCAAACGGCUGGGUCCAUGGCUGGGCCAUGUCCAAGCUCGGAUCAGCUUCACAGGUCGAGCGUGUCCCACCCGCGAAGCACUUUUUGCCGGACAGCAAGUCGCCCAUGUCGCAUCUCGCCUGCGCCGAGCCUGGCCCAUCUCACUGCCUGAUCACAGCACACCACGCAUUGGCGCUGUACGACGUGCAGCCUGACCGUCCAUCGCUACUACAUACAUUUACGGGACAUGCAACUCCCGUGCAACAUACGGCAUGGACAGGCGAUCAUUCCUUUGUCAGUGCCGCAGCCGAAGACCGUCAUUUGUACUGCUGGUUUACGCACAUGUCUCAUGCCGGUGCGAUGAUCACGCUCGAUGCACCGGCUCGUCGGCUGCUGGCGUGGAUGGAGACAGAUACUUGCGUGCUUCUCGUCGUGUCUGAGCGCGGCACAGCCCAGCUGUACCGCAUGCCGCACGAGGCCCCCAAAGCCAAGGGUCUGGCCGUGCUCACACCGUGCGCCCAUAUCCAAACAUCGUUCGAUGCCUCAGAGCUGAUCGAUGUCACUCGCACACCGGGAGGCGUCCUGCGGUAUGCACGCGUCGUGAAAGGAUUUAAGGUCGUGCUGGACGAAGCACCCUUGUAUGACGGCGACGCUCUCAAGUCGGUGAUUGCUUUCACCACUAGUGCCGCUACCAAACCUGAUGUUGCAUUGAGUGGCACGCAGCGGUACAAAGAUGUGCCUGGUGCAGCAGGCACGCGUGUCGAGCUUCCAGCGCACGCAGCUGCGACGGCAUCACUCCUUGGCACAGAGGGUGGUCUCCUGCCCGAUGAAUCAGCGGCGGAUCCGCACGACGAGGCACUGCAGGAUGGCGACAUGAAUGAGCCAACGCUUGCUCAGCGACUCAAGGCUUUGAAGGUCCAGCGCGGCGAAGCUGCGACAAGUCGCGGUGCAGACGGCAUGGAUGACGAAGACGACGAAGAUACAGCCGCGCCUGUGGGCGGCGCCUCGCUAGCGUCGUCUUUGACUCAGGCGCUGCACUCGGGCGAUCAUGCUCUGCUUACGUCUUGUCUUGUGCACUCGGAUCCUGUGCUCAUCCGCACGACAGUGCGCCGUAUUUCUGGACCGCUGUCCGUGCGCCUUCUUGAGGCGUGUGUUGACCGCCUGAACCGCGGUGGUGUUAAAAGCAAAGGAGCUCUGGGCAGUGCCCGGGCGCGUGGCAUUGUAGAAUGGAUUCACCAGACACUGACGUUCCACACUGCCUAUCUCAUGUCGCUUCCGAACCUCGUGUCGCGUCUGUCACAACUGCAUCACAGCCUGGCUGCGCGCCUCGCGUCGCAUGAACGACUCCUCGCUCUCAAGGGCCGCAUGGAGCUUGUUAUGAACCAAAUCGAUAUGCAAAUGUCGUACACGGCUGACGAGGCCAACAUGUCCGUCCAGGGCCAAAAACUGGGGAAGCGGUCAUCAGCGUCAGAAUUAGACGGCCGGCAACAAGCGGUGCAUGAGCAGCAGCAGGGUCAUACCUGGGUCGAGCCGGACGAUGACGAAGAGCAAGUCGAAGAGAUUGGUCUUUCCGGCGGCGACGAUAUCACCUUCGAUGACGAGGAUGCGGAGCAAGAUGUCGACGAGGAUGUGGAAGACAUGGACGAAGAUGAGGUCGAUGAGGAUAGUGAUGCGUCUGUCGACGACGACGAUGAAGACGAAGACUCGGGCAUGGACGAUGACGACGAUGCCUCCGACGACGAGGAGGACGAGGAUGACGACGCCCUCGACGAAUAA